UCAUUGAGAGAAACCUUAUUUUUUAACUGUGCUAUGGAAUAGAAGCAGGAGGGUUUUCCACCAAGUGACAGUCACUGAGCUGAACUUACCCCCUCCUCCUUUCCACACCUGCAAAGCCUUUUGCCUGGGUUGAAUAUUUAGUUUAAUUACAUCUCAGCUUUGAGAGCUCCUGUUGCAAAUCCCUGGAUUAAAAGGUCCUGCUCGGAGUCAAUGAACUAAGCCAUGAAGCUGGCUUUCCUCUUCGUCCUACUGCUGCCAGUAUGCUUGGCCAAGCCAUUCCACCAAAAGGGCUUGUUUGACUUUAUGCUAGAGGAUGAAGGGUCUGCUGAUCUGCCUCCAACAGAGGAUCCUGUCAUAUCUGGAUUUGGACCAAUAUGCCCCUUCCGCUGCCAGUGUCACCUUCGUGUGGUGCAGUGCUCUGACCUAGGUCUGGAUAAAGUGCCAAGGGACCUCCCCCCCGACACAACUCUGCUGGAUUUACAGAACAACAAAAUCACUGAAAUUAAGGAAGGGGAUUUCAAGAACUUGAAAAAUCUUCAUGCAUUGAUCCUUGUUAACAACAAAAUCAGCAAAAUAAGCCCAGCAGCUUUUGCUCCUCUGAAGAAGCUGGAAAGACUCUAUCUAUCCAAGAACAACCUGAAGGAGCUUCCAGAAAACAUGCCCAAGUCUCUUCAGGAGAUACGUGCUCAUGAGAACGAGAUCUCCAAGCUGAGGAAAGCUGUCUUUAAUGGACUGAAUCAAGUGAUUGUUCUAGAACUGGGCACCAAUCCACUCAAGAGUUCAGGCAUUGAAAAUGGAGCUUUCCAGGGGAUGAAGAGGCUCUCUUAUAUCCGUAUUGCAGAUACCAACAUUACUAGCAUCCCAAAAGGGCUUCCUCCAUCCCUUACUGAACUUCACCUUGAUGGCAAUAAAAUCAACAAAAUUGAUGCUGACAGUCUGUCUGGACUCACCAACUUGGCUAAAUUGGGUCUUAGCUUCAAUAGUAUUUCUUCAGUUGAAAAUGGCUCCCUUAACAACGUACCUCACCUGAGAGAGCUUCAUUUAAAUAACAACGAACUUCCCAGAGUACCUGGUGGGCUGGGUGACCAUAAAUAUAUCCAGGUAGUCUAUCUUCAUAACAACAAAAUUGCUUCGGUUGGUAUCAACGACUUUUGCCCUCUCGGCUACAACACCAAAAAGGCUACCUACUCUGGCGUGAGUCUUUUUAGCAACCCUGUGCAAUACUGGGAAAUCCAGCCUUCUGCUUUCCGGUGUAUCCAUGAACGCUCUGCGGUACAGAUUGGAAAUUACAAAUAGAUUUCUAAAGACAGGGUUCGGUUGCAUUUCAGUUAAUGUACCAGUUGUAAUAGGCCUGUUGUUUGAAAAAUUUUGCUAACAAUUAAAGCCAAAUACCAGAAACUUCAUUGUAAAGUGGAGAUGAUCCAUUGAUGUAAAAGAAACAAAUCAUUACAGAUGUACAAGAUCAAGCAUACCACCAAAAAGAAUUGUUGACUGUGCUUUAAUCUGAUUUAUUUCAGCUUUCUUUUCCAGCAUGCUUUCUGUGGUGUUUAUCAAUUUGCUGAAUGCUACAGGUUCCACUGUAUAUGAGAUUCGGAGUAAAUAUUUGUCAAGCUAUGAUAUAUAUGAAAAAAAAAGAUAGCAAUUGAGGGUAUUUUUAUAGUCACACACACACAAAAAAAAGACAUGGUAAAGGAAAAAAGAUGACUCUCAAUCUAUUUUUUAUUCUUGGGGAGAGUAAGCCCCUUUAAACUUACUUCAAGCCCUGGAGGUUUUAAAAUAUCCACUAUAACACUAAGCUAAUUCUGAAUGUAUCUAUUUAGCAGAGGCAAAUAAAAGUUGUUGCUAAUGUCAUUAUUUUGGGAAAAAUAAAAUAAAUUCAUAUUGUACA
This is a messenger RNA of Tinamus guttatus (white-throated tinamou), 1888 nucleotides long. RefSeq names its product decorin (gene DCN). The record is from RefSeq and is a predicted model, not a curated record. Lineage: Eukaryota; Metazoa; Chordata; Aves; Tinamiformes; Tinamidae. Gene Ontology annotation, molecular function: protein binding.